AUGGCUCAUACAAAGCAUACUGCCCGUAAGUCCACGGGUGGUAAAGCUCCCAGGAAACAACUGGCUACAAAAGCCACUUGCAAGAGUGAGCCCUCUACUGGAGGCGUGAGGAAACCUCAUCGUUACAGACCUGCUACUGUGGCACUUCGUGAAAUCAGAUGCUAUCAGAAAUCCACUGAACUUCUGAUUCGCAAGCUCCCCUUCCAGCGUCUGGUGCGAGAAAUUGCUCAGGACUUAAAAACAGAUCUGUGCUUCCAGGGUGCAGCUAUUGGUGCUCUGCAGGAGGCACAUGAGGCCUAUCUGGUUGGCCUUUUUGAAGAUACCAACCUGUGUGCUAUCCAUGCCAAACUUGUAACAAUUAUGCCAAAAGAUAUCCAGCUAGCAUGCCGCAUACGUGGAGAACGUGCUUAAGAGUCCACUAUGAGGGGAAACAUUUCAUUCUCAAAAAUUUUUUCCUCUUCUUCCUGUU
This is a messenger RNA of Phodopus roborovskii (desert hamster), 469 nucleotides long. Its product is annotated as histone H3.3C-like. Lineage: Eukaryota; Metazoa; Chordata; Mammalia; Rodentia; Cricetidae. The record is from RefSeq and is a predicted model, not a curated record. The coding region runs from base 1 to 411 and encodes 136 amino acids. The transcript has a single exon. Gene Ontology annotation, cellular component: nucleosome. Gene Ontology annotation, molecular function: structural constituent of chromatin; DNA binding; protein heterodimerization activity.